UUUAAAUAAGGAACUCGCUUGCCUCUCAAAUCCAUAUCGAGUUAGGUUUUAGGAGUUCCUUCUCUGCGAAAUCGAGCUUUAAGCUGCUGGGUUGUCUCAAGAUCUUAGUAUUGGCUGGUUAGAUCCGAUUACAUCCGUCUCUCUCUCUCUCUCUAGACCCAAACCCCUCCCUCCCCCCCCUCCCCCCCAUACCCCUCCCGCACCCUCGAUUCGAAAACAUGCCAUCGAUUGUGAUUGCGAGGAACCAGGCGAGCGGUCAGAACUUGGUCGAUUCGACUAAGCUCGCAAGAAUCGUAAAUGAUUCCAAAACGUCUCUCCCUAAAGAGAAGAAGGAUAAGAAGGAGAGGAGAAAACACAGGACAGAAAAGCGUGAGAAAUCUCACAGACAUUCUUCUAAAAAGUCCAGCAAGUCCCCAGGCGUGUCUGAGAAGAGUGGUGUGACCGAGGAGCUCGAGGGACCUCAAAACCACCUCGGUUAUCUGUCUGAUGGAAGUCUGAAUAGUAACAAGAGGAAAAGAGAUGUCUCUCCUCCGGCUGUUGAGAGUCUCAUCAAAGUUGUGCCUGUAGCAGGUAAGCCUCUACGUAUUCGUUUGACCUUCAAAAAACCCAAGGUUGAAAGUCCUUUGCCCCAAGAGGAUGUUGUUGCUUGUUCCACUUCCGGUGCUGUCUCUCUCAAUCUGGCACCACGAGCUGCCGUAUGCUCUUCUGUAUGUGAGCCUGAGCUGAAUAUUCCCUCAACAUCUGAGGCCUUAAUAGAAGAAACAAAGAAGAUAUGUGAGCCUGAAGUGAAUGUCCCCUCAACAUCAGAAGCUGCAAUAGCUGGUGAAGUAAAGAAGAGAAGGAAACACAAGCCGAGCAAAGAAGACCGGUACAAUGCAUUGUUUGAUGAUUGGACUCCAAUUUCCACCACUGCCAUGGAGGUUGAUUUUUCCUCUAAGGACGAUGACGACUGGCUAUUUGGUGGGAGCAGGACGAAAGAGAGAAGAAACUGCAAAGCAUCAAACAAGAUUGAUGAAGACGUGCGCGCAUCUUGUGAUUCGUCUUGGCCAAAAGCUCAGUUUCUGUCUCAAGUCGGGAUCUAUUCUUUACCGUACACCGUCCCGUUCUAGUGUUUGUUAUGUUAAGUCUUUGCUCUGUGUACAGUAACACUGAUUGUAACAACAGUUCUCUAAUCUAACCCAAUUUUGAUACGGUUCA
Brassica napus (rape) is the source of this 1197-nucleotide messenger RNA. RefSeq lists its product as uncharacterized. The record is from RefSeq and is a predicted model, not a curated record. The transcript is spliced from 3 exons. Bases 219 to 1109 code for a protein of 296 amino acids. Lineage: Eukaryota; Viridiplantae; Streptophyta; Magnoliopsida; Brassicales; Brassicaceae.